Messenger RNA from Sphaerodactylus townsendi, 1165 nucleotides. It is a transcript of the gene UFM1, whose product is annotated as ubiquitin fold modifier 1. Bases 65 to 352 code for a protein of 95 amino acids. NCBI's taxonomy places the organism in Eukaryota, Metazoa, Chordata, Lepidosauria, Squamata, Sphaerodactylidae. The transcript is spliced from 6 exons. Gene Ontology annotation, cellular component: nucleus; cytoplasm. The record is from RefSeq and is a predicted model, not a curated record. Gene Ontology annotation, biological process: protein K69-linked ufmylation.
GGUGACUAGAGAGUCCCGGAAGUAAUGUUAGCGCGCACGCGUAGGAGCUGCUCGACCGGAGAGGAUGGCCAAGGUCACCUUUAAGGUCACGCUCACCUCAGACCCGCGGCUGCCUUAUAAAGUGUUAAGUGUGCCUGAAAAUACACCUUUCACUGCUGUCUUGAAGUUUGCGGCAGAAGAAUUCAAAGUUCCUGCAGCAACAAGUGCCAUUAUAACAAAUGAUGGAAUAGGAAUAAACCCUGCACAGACAGCUGGCAACGUUUUCCUGAAGCAUGGUUCAGAAUUACGGCUCAUUCCCAGAGAUCGUGUUGGGAGAUGCUGGCCUGGACUUGUGACGAAAAAAUAUAAAUAGCAGACUUGAUCAGUAAGCAUCUUCACCUAUGACAAAUUAGCAUCCCUUAACAUAAUGCAGAGUAUCUUACAGUUACACUUCCCUGCAAAAUCAUUGUGCAGCAGCAGUUUGCUUGCUAAGAAGAACAGCCUUGGAAGCUGGAUAUCUUGUGUCUCAUCUGCUGAAAGUUUUAAUGAAAGAGAGAGCUGUAAUUGUUGCAUCAUCAUCCUAGUGGGGAAGGACUUCUAAAUGGGAGCCAGUUUCUGAUAUCUGAGUAUAAUUGCUCCAAUCCAGUGAUUCCUUGUGGAGGCCCCAGGGCACAUACAAAAGCUCUGUGAUUUGCUACGGCUUUCCUGUUCACUUAGAUGUUGUUCUACGACCCUGAGCCAAGGUUUCUGAAGUGAACAGGAAAAGUCUUCUCAUUAUAUGAUUUUCCUAUUUGCAUGGGAAUACAGGAAGGAGGAUUUGAUCUUGAGCUAUCAGAAUGUCCAUAACUGUAUUUAAGAACAUAUUUAAUUGAAUUAAGUACAUAAUUGUAUACGUAGGAAAAAAUAGAAGUACCGAAAUUUCAAGAGCUUUGGCAUUUGUGGCAUCUAUCCCUAUAGUGUCUGAUAGCUUUCAGUUAAAUUCUUUGGACUUGCACCGUUAUGAAGAGUUCUGUUCUACAUUCCAGCCCAAAGAAAAUUAUUAUAGCACUACUAGACUUUUCUCCCUAGAAAUCACUGGCUUAUUUAUUAAAGAUAUCAUACUGUAGGUUCAAGACUGCCUGUUUCUUACCAUGAAAUGCAUUACUACAUUUUACACUGGAUGGCUAAUAAAUUUUUCUGUGCAUGA